UCGACCUCACCUAGUCGACCCUCACCUUAUCUCUACCCUUUUCAUUCUCUCUCUAUAAUAAACAGAUCUAAAAACCUUUCCUCGCCGUUCCAGAGAAAAGGAGAAAGAAAAGAUGGAUAAUCGGUGUCUACUGUUGAUUUAUCUGCUAGCUGCUAUCAUCUUACUUCCUGCAAUAUUAUUAUCAAGGGAUGAUAAAGAGUUUACCUUCUACAAACUCAGCUUCCGAUGGCCACCUUCUGCCUGUAACCAGGGCAGUCUAAAGUGUUUACCUGAUACCCUUGGGUAUUUUACCAUCCAUGGUUUAUGGCCAAUGUAUGAGGAUGACACGCAAGUGCCUGCAUAUGAUUCCAAAAAGAACAAGUGCACCGAUGUCACUCCUACAGACCCCAAAGAUCUUCUGCCUCUAUUGAAGUCCAUCGAAACGACUUUGCAAAAAUAUUGGCCAAAGUAUAACAACUAUGCAAAUAUAAACAUGUGUGCAGAAAGUUGGAAACAUGAAUGGAAGAGCCACGGAAUUUGUUCAGAUUAUCCGGCCGACGAGCCUGCGGAAUACUUCGGCGCUACCUUAACACUUGCCCAAAAUUAUAAUUAUGAUCCAUUAAAAGGCACAAAGGUUGUACCUCGAGAAGAGCCUUAUCCAGCAAUAGAGAUUGUGAAUGCUGUCAAAGAAAAAGUUAAAGCAACUCCCCAAAUUCAAUGCAAUAAAAAGGACGGAACCCUCCAGUUGCUGGAAAUUCGUUUAUGUUUUGCUAGGGCAAAGCCUCCUGGCCCCCCCAUCGACUGCCCACACACAUUUGACCCACAAGGCGUCUGUAAACAGGAGACUGACCUUAUAAAGUUCACUCCUGCACCAACAGAUUCGCAUGGAUAUAACCAGCAUUUCGAGGUAGGAAUGGAUAUGAAGAGUAGUUUCAAGUGAGGACGUAUAACGAAUAAGAAUAUAAAUCUUUGGAGCUAUCUGUACAUAUUUUUGAAAAUAUGAUAAGAAAUAAGCAGCUCCGGCCUUGUACUUUGGACUUUCUUAAUAAAAUCACAUAUAUCUACUAAAUAAUAGAGGUCCAUUUUAUAACAAAUGGAAUUCAUUC
Messenger RNA from Theobroma cacao (cacao), 1085 nucleotides. The record is from RefSeq and is a predicted model, not a curated record. NCBI's taxonomy places the organism in Eukaryota, Viridiplantae, Streptophyta, Magnoliopsida, Malvales, Malvaceae.